AUGGACGUCAUCAGCAUCCAGCAGUUGGUACGUGGAGACAGAGUUGGAAGGAAAGUGUCAGGAUGUGGACAUGGAGUUCCUGAUCCCGGAGGCGGGCCUGGGGCCUGGAGGCUGGGAGCUGAAGAGGCUGUGGCCCGGGAGCGGUGGAAACUGGGAGAAGAGAAGAAGAAACUUGAGAGAUUUAACAGCUCCAGACGGAAUCUGGAACUGGCUGACUUGAAAAACUUGGUUCAAAGAUGGGGAGAGAGGCGACUGAAUGCAGUCCCCCCUAGGGCACGUGAGCCCGUGGUUAAGCCGCAGCCCCAGGCCCAGCCGGAGUCUGUGGAGGACCUGGAGAUGCUCCUGAAGGCAGCUGCCGAGAGCCGGGAGGCCCUGACUGGCAAGUACCUGGUAGAUGGAGGGGACCCCAGUGCCCAUGACAAGCUGCACCACGCCGCCUUGCACUGGGCCUGUCCGAAGGGUCAUGGCCAGCUCGCGACCAAGCUGAUGGAGGCAAGUGCUGUGGACACUCGCGACUUGCUGGACAGGACGCCGGUGUUCUGGGCCUGCUGUGGAGGACACCUGGACAUCCUCAAACAGCUGCUUAGCCAGGGAGUCCAGGUCAACGCCCGGGACAGGAUCUGGAGCACCCCCCUGCACGUAGCCGUGCACACGAGACACUGUGACUGCCUGGAGCAUCGUCGCAUGUGGACCCACACUGAUGCCCAGGACAAGGCAGGUGCUUGCUGUUUGGUUUGGGUCUGCUCCACCAGGGGAUGGGGACUCAGGGAGCCUGAGUUCGGGGACUGCUCAUGCCCACUGGACACUGCGGGGGGGGGGUGUCAGGAGGAUGAGCCCCCUUUCCCCAAAGGAAGGGGACAUGGCUGUGCAGCCCCCUGGUCUGAGGAGGGUGGGGGGCUCCUUCGCAGGAGAAAAGGACUGAUCCUGGGCCCUUGUUCCCAGGCUUCGGUGACCUCGGGGCAGCUGGCGCGAGAUGGGCAGCGGGGCAUCCGGGAAGCACUGCAGGCCCCCCGCGGGGCACCCUCGCACCCGGUCCUGCCGCCCACAGCCCCGCACGGUCACUUCUCAGCCACCAUUCCACCCUUCACAGUCGUCCGCACCCCUCUGUGGUCUUCGUCCCUCUGGCCAGCCCCGCCCAGCAGGUGACAGAGCCGGCUUCCCUGGCUCCAAGGGUUGGCAAGGACUUGCUCCCUGCUGCGCUGUCGCCAGGAAGGGCGGACACGGGGAACCCCGGGGAAGCCGGACACAAAGCGGGUCCUCAGUGGCCCAGGUUGGAGCAACACUGAAGAGUCCUAAGCCUCGAGCUGCCCAGGGCUGGGCGCUCGAUGUCCCCCCAUCCUCCGCCUGGGCCCCUCCCUCCACAAGGGCCAGUGUCCCGCCCAGCCACCAUCCAGGCCACACCGCUGUGGGGCACCACGCAGCUGGCCAAGGCCCUUGGGGCAGGGCUUUCUCUGGGGACUCCACUGCCCCCAGCUCCAGCCAGCUCAGGCCUUCUGGCUCCUGGAGCUGGGUGUGGCAGGCUGGAGGGGGUGCCUGACGGGGUCAAGACCCCACUGCCGCACCCGCCCAGUACCAGCCUGGUUGCCUCAGAAGCCCCGACACACAAGCCAGAGCUCACGUUUAUUUUCAGGAAACCUCGUGCCCACAUCUGCAGGCCUUGGUCCACCUGCCUGCUGCUCUCUAGCUGGCCAGCUGAUGGCGCCCCGUGCCGGGGUGACAUGCCUGGGAGCUGGGGAUUGCUCGUGGCCCACCCAACUUUCGGGGUGGCAGCCCGCAACCCUCCUUUGCCCCAGGCAACGUCACUCUAGCACUAGAGCCUGAGCCCUGGCCUGGGCCGCGUGGCCGCACCUGCUCGGCCCUGAAGGGGAAGCAGAGAGUGAGCAGCACCCCUCCUGCUCCCCCAUCUCUGCGUGGGGGCAGGGUCAGGACCCAGCUGCACACAAGUUCUCACACUUCCUUCCCCUCCCUGCCUUUUCUCUUUCACGCCGCGCUGGUGGAGACCCAUGCUGCUGGCGGGGCUGGGCCCUGAACUGGCACAAAGUGAGUUUUAAGGAACUCUGCCCUAAAUGGAGAACCACAGGCGGAGGGACCGGCUGAUGAAGAGUCAGGCUCCCUUAUGUACGUAAAGUACCUGGAUGGACAUCCCUUUUGCAGUUCUCUCUAGUCUAACGCGGCGGCCUUCUUGGGCCAAGCACAAGGCUAUUCUCACUAUGUGAAAAAGUGACUACAGCCCUCACGCACCUUCUCUUGCCACAGGCAGCUCCAGCCCUGCAGGGAACUGUGGUGACAGUUCAACCAGGUGCUGGAGCCAAUAGGAGAAGCAGGUGUUCAAGUUCAUGGAGAAGACGACUCUCCCCAUCUAGAAGAUGGGGACCCUUUUAUACACUUCGUUUUUUGUUCAUUAAAACUGUUGACUAUCCAUCACAGCCUAGUUGUUCUGGGCUGGAGGGUGGGGGCAGCUCAUUAGGCCCAGGACCUGGUCUUCCUCAGCAGCAAAAGCUCAACCUGUUAACUGUAUGGGCCUGACAGCAAGACAGGCCCCCAAGUGCAGAGUGGGGCAUCCAGGCACUUGGCUCUUGUGCUCAAGGCAUCUCUCCGCUCGUUGAUGGCCAAGUUCAAAGAGCAGUGGUUCUCAGCCUUGGCUGCUUAUCACAAUCACAAGGAAGGUUUUAAAAGACCUGAUGUGCAAGCUAAUUAAAUCAGCGUCUCUGGGGGUGGGACCCAGGUAUCCCCAUCAUCAUGCAGACGACAUACCUAUGUAGGAAAUCCUUAGGAAUCUACAAAAAACACCUAGAAUAAGGGAGUUCAGCAAGAUCUCAGAAUAUAAGAUAAACCUACAAAGACGUUAUUUCUACGUAUUAGCAAUGACUACAUGAACACAAAAAUUAAAAGCACAGUACCACUUAAAGUUGCCUUUAAAAACAAAAUACUUAGAUGUAAAUCUAACACUUAAGAACUUGUAUGUUGAAAACUACAACACACUGAUGAAUGAAAUCAAAGACGACAAAUGAGAGACAUACCUUGUUCGUGGACUGGAAGAUGAGAUCUAGUAAAGAUGUCAGUUCUCCCCAAAUUGAUACACAGCUUUAAUGCAGCUCCUACCAAAUAUCCCAGCAAGAUUUUUUUUGUAGAUAUAGUUAAUAAGAUGAUUUAAAAACUCAGCUAAGGGACGCCGGAGUAGCUCAGUUGGUUAAGCAUCCAACUCUUGAUUUUGGCUCAGGUCAUGAUCUCAGGGUCUUGGGAUCAAACCCCACAUCGGGCUCCCUGCUCAGUGGGGAGUCUGCUUCUCCCUCUCCCUUUGUCCCCCCCACCCCCCCCGUGCUCUCUCACUCUUAUCUCAAAUAAAUACAUAUUUUUUAAAGAUUAUAUUUAUUUGACAGAGACAUAGCGAGAGAAGGAACACAAGCGGGGGAGUGGGAGAGGGAGAAGCAGGCUUCCCACAGAGCAGUGAGCCCGACGUGGGGCUCGAUCCCAGGACCCUGGGAUCAUGACCUGAGCCGAAGGCAGAUGCUUAACGACUGAGCCACCCAGGGGCCCCUCAAAUAAAUAAAAAAAUAAAAAAAUAGAAACAUAGCUAAAACAAUUUUGAAAAAUAAAGUGGGACGAGCCAGUCUACCCAAUUUUAAGACUUACUAUAAAGCUAUAGUAACUGGGGCACCUGGGUGGCUCAGUAGGUUAAGCGUCUGCCUUCGGUUCAGGUCAUGAUCCCAGAGUCUGGGGAUCAAGCCCCACACUGGGGUCCCAGCUCAGCAGGGAGUCUGCUUCUCCCUCUCCCUCUGCUCCUUCCCCUGCUCACUCUCACUCUCAAAUAAAAUCUUAAAAAAAAAAAAAAUUCAAUAGAGGAAAAAGCAUUUCGACAAA
Messenger RNA from Mirounga angustirostris (Northern elephant seal), 3861 nucleotides. It is a transcript of the gene ANKRD23, whose product is annotated as ankyrin repeat domain 23. The record is from RefSeq and is a predicted model, not a curated record. Gene Ontology annotation, molecular function: protein binding. NCBI's taxonomy places the organism in Eukaryota, Metazoa, Chordata, Mammalia, Carnivora, Phocidae.